Molecule: messenger RNA, 851 nt
Organism: Meloidogyne enterolobii
Lineage: Eukaryota; Metazoa; Nematoda; Chromadorea; Rhabditida; Meloidogynidae
Source: the annotation of a GenBank genome assembly
UUUUAAUUUUAAAAAUGUUGGAAAGGUAUUUACUUCAAAUGGGACGUAUCGGAGCUGGCCAUUUGCCUGUUUUAUUUUCAAUUAAUUUUGUUGCUAUGUUAGUCAUCACAUAUUCUUUUUCUGUUUGGAGAGGAGAUGUUGACCCCGUUUUCCCCUAUAUUUCGGCUUCUGGUGAUUCUAGGCCUGAAUCUUGUAUAUUUUCUAUGUUUUUGAAUGUUUGUGCUUUCUUUAUUGCUUUGAUUGUUAUCCUCAGAUACCAUUUGGUCGCCGAAUUACUUUCUCAAAAUUCAGAUCAAGAAGUAGAUCCUCUUAUUUCUUUAACAAAUCGCCUUUCACUUUUUGCUGGUCUUCUCGGGGGUGUUGGAAUGUUUAUAGUUGCUAAUUUCCAAGAAACUGCUGUUAUACAGAUACAUUUGACUGGAGCUCUGCUUAGUUUUGGAAGUGGAUGUAUUUAUAUGUUAUUACAAUCUUUUAUUUGUUUUAAAAUGUUUCCAAAAUUUGUUGGAAAAAGAAUUGUUUAUAUUCGAUUAAGUAUUGCAAUAGCUUCGACUUUUUGUUUCUUUACUGCCUUUUUCCUUGGUUUGGCAGCCUCCUUGACUUUUCAUCAUUAUUUUCCUGAUUUGCCAACACCUCGACCUUGGAACAGGAAAUUCUCGCCUAUGCCUGGUUAUGGACUUCAUUGCCUCUCAGCGGUUGCAGAAUGGACUUUAGCUAUUUUACACAUGUCCUUUCUUCUCUCGUAUUCAAGAGAAUUUGAAAAAAUAAGAGUCGAAUUUAAAGUUAAAACAAUUGUUCAACAUUUGGAUCAUAGCCCUUUAUCUAAUUCUAAUACUGAUUUAUUAAAUAUUUAA